Molecule: messenger RNA, 3967 nt
Organism: Phragmites australis (common reed)
Lineage: Eukaryota; Viridiplantae; Streptophyta; Magnoliopsida; Poales; Poaceae
Exons: 3
Coding region: 171-3647 (1158 amino acids)
Source: RefSeq, a predicted model, not a curated record
GUACACGCCCGAUAAGGGCCCACGAGACGAGAUCCACAGCCCCCACCAGAUUCGCGUAUAGAGAUCGCUCGACGGAAUCCGGAAGCAACCGAGUCGAACGCCGAGCGGCGAAGCACCGGCACGAUACCGCCGUUGCCGAUUCAACCCCUCCGGAAGCGUGGAAGCGAGCGAUGGCGGCGUCGGAGAAGCCCGUCCGGCCCUGGACGGCGGCCAGCACGUGGGCCCCGGCCGGCGGCGGGGCCUUGGAGGACGCCGUCUCGUUUGAGACCUCGGACGACGACGCCGAGGCGUCCCCCGCGGGCGUCGUGCUCUCUCGCCCGCCUCCCAACGGGGACGGCGAUGCCCCUUCCUGCGAGGUCACUGUUAGUUUCAGGAGAAAGUACGAGAUUCAUAGGGUCUAUGUGCGGAGCACAGCUCGGAUUUAUGAAAUAUACCAAUCUACCGACACAAAGGGUACCAGCAAGGAUUAUCUAUGCACUGUACGUUGUGGACUUGCCGUUAAAGAACCUCAGCCCUCAGGUGAAGAAAGUAUGGCCCAAUGGAGUAGCAGUGCUUCAACUAGUGAAAAGCGUGAUAAUGAGACGAAAAGCGUAAGCAGUAGCAGUGAUGAAGACAGCUGGGUUGAUGUCAAAAUCCCAGAGUAUUCUGUGGGAAACAACAUAUCAGAAUCUCAAGAAAGGCAUGCAAUUGGAACCUGCCAAGAAAAUACACUGGCACACUAUGAAGCAACUGCUGAAAUGACUGAUGUGAGCCCAUGUGUAUCUCUUACUAUCCGUCUUCUGUCACUUCAAUCAAAAACUUCAGUGCACAUUGAGGAGAUCUACAUAUUUGCUGAUCCUGUUGAGUCCACAAAUGAUAAUUCAGUAAAAGGUCCUGGAAACUUGGGAGGUAGUUCUUUGUUGGCCAUGCUUGUUCCUGGCCUUAUGCAAAUGCCAAAAUCAAGGAACCGUAAAAUUGAUGAUGGAUAUUUUUCUCAUGGAUCAAGGACUCAACUUACCCAAGAUUGUGCAAUAAAAGAGAACAGCCCAUAUGAAAAGAUUGCACAGGAAGCAGGUACAUGUAUCAGAGACAAUUCAAAAAAUAAGCCAGCAGGGAUCGAAAGCGAAAUAAGUCCUACAGACAGAGGGACAGUAUCUAAUGAAAAAAGCAACCAAUGUGGAUUCCAGUUAAAGGAUCCCAAGUCCCUUCCUUUGCCUGUACAGACAACAGAAAGUAAACAAGUGCCACCAAUGAAGGACCAACGACUAUCAAAUAUAGAUCAGCUUGCUAAUCCCCUCUUGAGUGAUAAUUUUACUCCUUACACUCAUAUUGAGAGAAAGCUGGAUACUCUGCUCUCUAAGGUAGAGAAGAUGGAAUUAUAUUGCUCUAGGUUUGAGGACAGCAUGAUAAAGCCCCUCGGCAGCAUUGAGGCAAGGCUUCAGCGACUGGAGCAACAGUUUGAUUCAUUCUCUGUGGAGAUUCAGUCUUUACAAGGUUCUUCUGCAAGGAUAUCAGCACCAGAUGAUCUGUCUGAUAUGACUAACUCACAAGAGAAAGCACAUAAUGAUGGUAAUGCUACAACUCCUGCUUCUAUAACUGACAAGAAGCCAGGUUUAGCUCUCAGGGCGCCAUAUUUUUCUUCUGAAGAUUCUUGUGGUUAUAAUGUAACCAAUGAAAAUCAAGUUAACUUCCGUGGGCCUAACAUGGUGCAAAGACUGCUUGUGAAGGUCCCUGAUUUUAUUUCUCAACGCGUGUUAACUGGUGAAAAGCUUCACGAUGGGCCUUUCUCACCAGUUGAAUAUGCUCUAUCUUCUGAAAAAGAACGUAAGACUUCCCCAGGUUUAGUUGUCAAGGUUCCUGAAUUCCCAGAUGAUGAUGAUGACGAAGUGGAGGAAGAGAAAGAAGCAGAAGUUGGUGAUCAUGAUGAUGGUCACACACAAUAUGAUGAUACUCCGAGCAAAAGUGCCGUUGACAGCUCCAAAAGCAAAAAACCUGUGUCUAUCAAUGGUGCAUUAGCUUCCGCAUUGGAGGCAUUGUCCACUUCCACCAAAGGAACGCCAUCUUUAAAGUCUGUUGUUUGCACUGCCAGUAAUUUAAGUGAUUCCUCGAGUUGUUCUCUUUGUCCUGAAAAAAUUGAUGAGAUAUCCAUUAAAGAUGGUUCAGCUGACCAAUUUCCGGGUGCAUCUGGCAUUGCAAAUUUGGUCAGUACCUUCCUAUCUUAUCAGGAAAUUGAUGCAGCUCCACAUACUUCUCUUUCAAAGGCAAUGUUGGAUGACAAGGUUGAGGUAAAUGAACUGAACAAUGAUCUCAAUUCAGACAAGGUGGCAUUUGCUGCAAGCACAGAAUCAUUGGAUGUUCCUUCACAGUCUCAUUCAGUUGAGGAAUCUAUUGAUGAUGGAAGUUGGGUAAAUGAACUGAAAAAUGGUCCUAAUUUUGACACAAUGCCAUUUGUCGCAAGCACUGGACCUUUGGAUCCUCCUCAGCCUCCUACAGUUUUUGAAGCAGUUGAUAAUGAAGCUCAGGUGAAUGAAAAUAGACCUGCUGUAUCCUUAGCAGAGUAUCUUGCAGCAAGAAAUGCUAGCUCUUGUAAGAAUGGUACUUCUGAGGUAUGCUGCAGUAAUGAUGGUGUUGAGAAACUGCCCUUUGAGAGAACAUUGGCUGGAGCUGGUAAAAACUCGAAAAAUAUCAGUCAAAUGCUAGUGAAGAAUGCUCUUGAGGUUGAUGCGGAUGACAGAAAACUAUUUUGUAGUGUACCCAUUGGGGCAAACUUUGAAGGAUCAAGCUAUAAAGCUCCUUGCAAUGCUGCUAAUGGGCACAAUAUCAGUACAAUAGAAACUAUGUCAGAUAAGGACUGUGGCCUGGAGAAUACAGAGAACAGCUUUAAGCUUUCUGUUGGGAUGGACUCUAUAUUUAGUCAGUGUAGUGCUAUAAAAUCCAAGAAAAAAUGGAUUGAGAACGGCAGCUUGGACUGGAGCCUAGAUGAGAGCUUCUCGAAACUGAAUGCGGAAUAUUCCUUGUCAAAUUGGAGCAGUAUGGAGUCGUUUAGUGGUGCACCUGCCAAAGAACCUGUUGUUUCAGUGAAUACCACAUCAGGAAAGUAUGUGGAAGAUCUUCUUGCAAUUGGAGUUUGUUCCAUUGCGACUCCAACUGCUGGGGAAGAGCUGCAAAAGGUUUGUGACUUGUUUUAUGAGUACAAGGAUGACAUGUUGGGCAUGACCUCCACAGCGAAGAGAACAAGUAAGAGCAGCCCAUCUCUUGAAGUGUUGCUUGGCGAAUCAUCUGAUUCUGAAGCGCAAAUUUCUGAUCUGGAGGACAUUGACAAUGAGGCCAGCAUUGGUUCAGCUCAAUUGUUUAGUACAUUCUCAUCUUCAGAUGAUGAUGCUACUGCUGCGGACAAACCUUUAGUUGAUGUUGCUGACCUGACCACACCAUCAGAGCCAUAUGCUUCUGCCCUCGACGAGCCUUUGUUUGAUGUGGCUGAUCUGACAAACCCUUCAGGGACACAUGCUCAUGCAGUGGAUGAGCCUUUGGCUGAUGCGUUUGAUCCUCCAAACCCUUCAGAGACAAAUGCUUCUGGCGCAAACGAGCCUCUGGCCAACGGAGAUGAUAUGUCUGUGGAGACAGUUGCUGGAGGGAGCAGCGGAGAACAUCUUGACAGUCUUAUAUAGGUUCACCGCAUACCGUUCUACACCACAGAAAAUAAGCUUCUGAACAUAUAUUCUUGCUGCACUACUUUGAUGGUGUGUUCUGUGCAGCUAUCAUCGUUUCCUUCCAAGCUCACGCAGUUUUUCUCUGUACAUAAAUAAGUCUUGGUGCCAGCAACGAUGUUACUAAAUACUAGUAUGCCUAAACAGGGUACCUUUGGGCUGCUGUCGUGUCGUCUAUACGACCCGACGCUUGUCGAUGUACUUUUUACUGUUGACCGCUCAUCCUAAAUCUCUGAGCAUUACAGGAAAACAACAGUUACCAGACUGGCUUUAUAUCGGCA